GACCCGCAUCCGCACUGUUUCACACGUUGCCCACACAUCUGAGCUACCUUUCACUCUGCUCUAAUCCUCUCAAAAAUCUCACCGGCCGCCGAGAGAAGAAUCUCUCGACUUCACGUUUCCCUUCCAGAAGCUAACGUCACCGGAGCCUCUGCGUCUUCCGAUCGUAUCUGGCCGCGCCCUUUGGUUCCCGAGGAGUGCUAGACAAAUUCCCGGCGGUCCCUGUCAGAAACACACACACCUCCUCUCAAGGGAAAAUUUCAUUUGAAAUGCUCUGGGGUUAGCAUCUUCUAAGGUUGUAGCAAUAUGAAAGCAGAUUUCUGUUGGGUGGAGGAAACCAAAGAUCAGACACCUUUCACAUUAAAAAGAAAAAGGAGCUUUAAAUCAAAAAAAUUAGAAUUUAUUGGAUGGGGAUCCAGGCCUUUGAUUGAAUUUCUCCAAUCAAUUGGUAAAGACACAAAUAGAGAGUACUCUAGGCAUGAGGUCAAUGCCAUAGUCAUUGAUUAUGUACAUUCUAACAACCUUCUGAAUCCGCAAAAGAAGAAGAGAAUAUUAUGUGAUGAAAUACUCCGUACACUUUUUGGGAAGAAAUCAAUACCUAGGAUUAAAGUUUAUGAGCUGUUGGAAAAGCACUUUAUUGAGAAUCAAGAUGAUUCGGAGGAAGAAAAUAGUUCAUCAGAGGAGGAUGCGGAUGAGGAGACUGGUAUUUUGAUUAUAUCAAAGGAAAUAAAGACUUCAAUACACCACAAGAAGAAACCCCAGGAAGCUCCCAAAAGCUGUUUUGCAGCUCUGAAUUCUGAAAAUAUUAAGCUCCUCUAUUUGAAGAGGAGCUUAGUUCAGGAUCUUUUGAAGAAUCAAGAGGACUUUGAUGAUAAGUUAGUGGGAAGCUUUGUGAGGAUCAAAUCUGAUCCAUAUGAUUUUCUCCAGAAAAAUUCUCACCAGCUUCAACAAGUUACUGGUGUGAAGAAGACAGUUGGGUCUGUAAAUGCUUGUAUGGAAACUUACCUUCAGCUUUCAAAUUGGUUGAGAGAUGCUCCCAUAUCUUUGUUGUCGGAUGAUGAUUUCACACUGGAAGAAUGUGAGGAUUUGCGUGAAAGAGUAAAAGCUGGCCUGCUUAAAAGACCUACUGUUGUGGAUUUUGAACUAAAGGCCCAUGUUCUGCAUGAGGAUAUCACCAAACACUGGAUUAACAGAGAGAUCGCAUUGUUACAGAGGCGAAUCAACCAUGCCAAUGAAAAGGGACGGCGGAGAGAAUAUCCUUUGCUAUUUAAGCUCUUAUGACUUGCUAAUGAGUUUUUUCCCUUUGUAUGGCUUAUACUGAGUGUAAAAUGCAAAGGUAACAACAUUUAUAAGUACACACCCGAUGAAUACAGACCAAGGAAGAAGAUUCAUUUAUGAUUGUUAUGACAUAUUGAUAUCUAGUGGUAAAUACUACUAAUGUAGUUCAUAAGACCUAACUGGAAAGUCGUGACACAUCAGAAUUAUGAUGUGUACUCAUAACAUGCUACUAACACUUGUUUUCGUUCAAUGUCAGGUGUUCAGUACCUAUCCUUAUCCCGUCCUGAUAUUUUCCCUAGCAAAACAACCUACCUACAACAAAACAACGACCUAGGA
Messenger RNA from Cuscuta campestris, 1611 nucleotides. NCBI's taxonomy places the organism in Eukaryota, Viridiplantae, Streptophyta, Magnoliopsida, Solanales, Convolvulaceae. The record is from the annotation of a GenBank genome assembly.